Molecule: messenger RNA, 1902 nt
Organism: Fusarium vanettenii 77-13-4
Lineage: Eukaryota; Fungi; Ascomycota; Sordariomycetes; Hypocreales; Nectriaceae
Exons: 6
Coding region: 1-1902 (633 amino acids)
Source: RefSeq, a predicted model, not a curated record
AUGACGUCUUGGAGGCAAGGAGAGCUGGGCAAGCGACCCGCUCGCAUUGCAAAUUGUUCUGGUUACUGCGGUGACCCUGCGGAGGAGAUGCUGAAACAAGCAACCCUUGGAGAUAUCGACUUUAUCACCGGCGACUACCUUGCUGAGGUCAACCUAGCGGCAAACGCAGAAGCUUUUGCCAAUGGGAAACAUCCUGGAUACGAAACCUCUGCCUUGGAAGGCUUGAAAAUGACUUUGGAUGUGAUCAAUACGAAGAGAAUCAAAGUUGCCCUCAACGGAGGCGCCCUUAACCCAAAAGGAUUGGCCGAGGCUGUCGCCGAUUUGGUGAAGGAGAGAAAUGCCACCUUGACCGUGGCGUAUAUCUCUGGUGAUGAUGUCCUCCUUGAAGUUCGUCAGCGCAUACAAGUUGUAGAAUCUUCCCCGUUGCCACAUCUCGACUCGGUGGGCGACGGCGUUCAGCGUGGGCCGGAAACGACACUUCCCGCUGACAUGAGUCCCGACACAAUCGUGUCAGCCAACGCCUACUUAGGCGCCCGCGGAAUUGUUGCCGCAUUCAAGAAAGGUGCUGACAUUGUCAUUGCAGGCCGAGUGUCUGAUGCCUCCCCCGUCAUCGCUGCCGCGUGGUACUGGUGGUCAUGGAGUGACACGGAUUUCGACCAGCUGGCCGGCGCGUUAGUUGCGGGCCAUCUGAUUGAAUGCUCGGCAUACGUGACUGGAGGGAACUAUGCUGGUUUUACCGAUGCCAAGUAUGGCGGUUGGCAGAACUUCACCCAUCCAGGAUUCCCCGUUGCCGAAGUGGACGCAGAUGGAUCUUGCGUGAUAACAAAGCACCCUGGCACAGGUGGGUGUGUAGACGAAGACACGGUAAAGUGUCAGCUUCUCUACGAGCUUCAAGGGAACGUCUAUCUUCAUAGUGACUCGAAGGCUGUCCUUGAUGAAGUCACUGUCAAGCAAAUUGGGCCCGACCGUUUCGCGAUUGCUAACGUCUUUUAUAGGGUCCAUGUUAGUGGGAUCCGAGGCCUGCCUCCGCCUCCAUCAACAAAAGUGGCCAUCUUCUACAAGGGUGGCUACGAGUCUCAGCUGCUACUGAACACAGCUGGAUAUGACUGGGAAGCGAAAUGUGACUUGCUCGAGAAGCAGGUACGGCUUCAACUUGGGGACCAAGCCAACAACAUGGAUGUACUUGAGUUCCAACGCGUGGGAGUGCCGGCUGAUAACCCCCGUACGCAAGAUAGCAGCACUAUGUACAUACGAAUAAUAGCGCAGGGCAAGGAUUCAAAGUCACUCAUGUUGAUUCCUAAAGCUAUCUCGGACAUCUCACUUAAACACUUCCAUGGAUUUCACUGUUCUCUGGACAUGCGUACCGCGUUUCCAAAGCCUUUUCUCGCCUACUACCCUGCUAUUUGGGAGCAGUCGGCCAUUCGAGAGACAGUCACAUUCGUCAACGACGCUGUCUCCUCGUCUAUUCAUCCCCCAAUCGAUGCCGGGACCCCAUCUGUUUUUGAUCCCCUCUCCAAGCGAGACAGCUACGAUACGGUCUCUCCGGUCACGUUCACUGGCCCGAAGAGAAAGAUCAAACUCGGAGAUGUGGCACUUGCACGAUCCGGUGACAAGGGUGGCAACCUUAACGUGGGAGUAUUUGUACGCACUCAGCGUCAGUGGGACUGGCUGCGGACAUAUCUCUCGCGGCAACAGAUGUGGCGCCUUCUUGGUGACGAUGCGGAUGACAGCUACACCAUGGAACGGGUUGAGUUUGGGCACAUUUUUGCGGUGCAUUUUGUGAUUUAUGGCAUUCUAGGCCGUGGCGUUAGCAGCUCGACCAGGUUGGACGCGUUCGGGAAGGGUUUUGCUGAUUAUUUGAGGGACAAAGUUGUGGAGGUGCCAGAGGAACUUGUUGGGUGA